UAUCCUCAGUGGACCGGUCGACGGGACAAAAAUGGUUGCGCUAUCUAUAUAUUCCCAAUGCGGCACCUAACAAUAAAGCGGUUGGAUGCAUACUUGAAGAAUAUAUCAUCCUGCCCAACAUCGCGCGAACAUAUGGUGGACAAGCCCGACAUUACCCCUCGGGAUCUUCAUUUCCACGCCCUAUACGAGAACCUCCAACAUUUUGUCUUUCCGUUCGUCUCACAACUAGCAAGACCAGAUAUGAGCAUUCCUAUCAGCGAAUCCACACACAUCGUGGAUGUGAGCAGAGUGAGUAUACGCCAAUUCUGGAGUAUCCGGAAAUAUCUCCAAGAGGCGAGUGCGACGGCCACAGCGCACUAUCCAGAGACACUCGGUCGAGUUUUUAUCGUCGGUGCACCCGCCUUCUUCAAAUCCAUAUGGGAUAUGAUCAGUCAAUGGUUCGACCCGGUCACUCGAUCGAAAAUCUUUCUUCUCUCUUCCUCUGAUGAUGAGUCGACUCUACGCUCUUUCAUCGAUCCACCUAAUUUGCCGAAAGCUUACGGUGGCGAGUUGGACUGGCAAUGGCAGGACUUGCCGAACUUGGAUGGCCCCGCAAAAGAAUUGAUGGACAAAUUGCAUCAGGAUACUGCUGAGGGACAGGUGUUUCCAAAAGGGUCUAUAAUCUUCGAGAGGGGCUGCAUCAGGCUUCUGGGAACCAUCGAUGGGAUGCCGAGACGCGAUGGCUAUUGUCCAAAAUAG
Molecule: messenger RNA, 738 nt
Organism: Penicillium samsonianum
Lineage: Eukaryota; Fungi; Ascomycota; Eurotiomycetes; Eurotiales; Aspergillaceae
Product: SEC14 family lipid-binding protein
Exons: 2
Source: RefSeq, a predicted model, not a curated record